Molecule: messenger RNA, 4077 nt
Organism: Pocillopora damicornis (cauliflower coral)
Lineage: Eukaryota; Metazoa; Cnidaria; Anthozoa; Scleractinia; Pocilloporidae
Product: eukaryotic translation initiation factor 3 subunit A
Biological process (GO): formation of cytoplasmic translation initiation complex; translation reinitiation
Cellular component (GO): eukaryotic translation initiation factor 3 complex, eIF3e; eukaryotic translation initiation factor 3 complex, eIF3m; multi-eIF complex
Molecular function (GO): mRNA binding; translation initiation factor activity
Source: RefSeq, a predicted model, not a curated record
UUCUUGGCGAAGGAGGUUGGAAAGGACGACGUGUUUAAUCAUGCCGGUCUACUUUCAGCGACCGGAAAAUGCUCUUAAAAGAGCGAACGAGUUUAUUGAAGUUGGAAAGAAAGAACCAGCUUUGGAUGCAUUGUAUGAUGUCAUUAAAAGCAAGAAGCAUCGCACAUGGCAGAACAAGAUUCAUGAGCCUAUUCUUUUCAAGUACUUGGAGCUGUGUGUUGAUCUCAAGCGAAGCCAUGUAGCUAAAGAAGGGCUGUACCAGUACAAACUAAUUUGCCAGCAAGUUAAUAUUGCGUCUCUUGAAGAUGUCAUUCGCUACUUUCUCAAGCUUGCUGAAGACCGCGCCGAGACUGCCAGGCAGGAGUCUCGCGAGCAGGUUCCCACAGUGGAUGAUUUGGAUCAGCUGCAGACACCAGAGAGCAUAUUGCUCAGUUUUGUCAGUGGUGAAGACACCCAGGAUCGUACAGACAGAGUUAUGUUGACACCCUGGGUCAAAUUUUUGUGGGAGGCUUAUCGUAAUGUGUUAGAAUUGCUACGAAAUAAUGCACGAGUGGAGAAGUUAUAUCAUGACACUGCUCAACAAGCAUUUAAAUUCUGCUUGAAGUACUCCCGUCGCACAGAAUUUCGGAAGCUUUGUGACAAUCUGAGGAAUCACUUGAAUAAUGCCAUCAAGCACCAAGGGCAACCAAACACAGUGAACCUCACUAACCCUGAGACUCUGCAACUUCAUCUAGAGACGCGACUGGCACAAUUAGAAAGUGCCAUCAACAUGGAGCUUUGGCAGGAGGCAUUCAAAGCAGUUGAAGAUGUUUACGGACUCAUGCAGCUGUCCAAGAGGCCUCCAAAGCCUCAAGUGAUGGCCAAUUAUUAUCAGAAGGUUGCUCUUGUCUUCUGGAAAGCCGAGAAUUACUUAUUUCAUGCAUGCACUCUGCAUCGGCUAUAUGUGUUGUCAAAGGAACAGAAACGUACAAUGACAACAGAGGAACAGCAGAAAAUGGCAACUAGAGUUGUUCUAGCAACCCUAGCCAUUCCAAUCCCUGUGUCCCUCAGUGAAACAGAGAGACAUCUGGAGUUAGAUGAGAUUGCACGGGAAAAGUCUCGUCGUUUAGCCAGCCUUCUUGGGCUGCAGACCAUCCCCACCAGAGCAACACUUAUAAAUGACAUGUUGAAGUUGAAUGUCCACCAGCACAUAAUGCCACAGUUGCAAGAUCUGUUCCAGAACCUUGAAAAGGACUUCUCUCCUCUUCAGUUUUGUUCCAGGGUCAAUGAAUUCUUUGAAUUCUUACAGGAGAAUGAAGAAUUAGAACUAAAUCAGUACAUUAAACCCUUGCAGUAUGUUGCCAUUGUGCGGCUGCUUAAACAGGUGUCACAGGUGUACCAAACCAUUGAGUUCUCGAGACUGUUAUCCUUGGUGCCAUUUGCCACAGAAUUUCAGUUGGAAAGAGCAAUUGUGGAUGUUGCUUUACAGAAUGAACUUCAGGUGCGUAUCGAUCACAGAACUAAAGCCGUCAGCUUUGGACUUGACUUGCAUGUGGCUCACAAAGAGGAGGUGCCAGAAGGGCCAUAUCUCCAGUCCAUGCCAUCUGAGCGACUCAGAAACCAAUUGACACUGAUGUCAACAGCUUUGCACAAGUCCAUUAAUAAAAUUCAGCCUGAAAUCAUCAAGCAAAAGUGCCAAGAAGAGCAGCAGAAGAUCAUUCAGGUGUAUUUACGUUCAUCUAAAAAAGAACACAAACAGAUGCUGGAAAGGAAGGCUGUGAUUGAGGCUCGCAAAGAAUAUCUGGAGUCACUCCAUGUUAAAAGAGAGCGAGAAGAACAGAAGUUGCUGAGGUUACAGCAGAAGGAGAAUCUGGAAGCUGAACAGAAGCGACUCAAUGAAGAGAGACAGAAACGAGAGGUGCUCCGAAGAAAGCAAGAACUUCAGGAGAUUGAGAAGAAGCAAGCUAUGGACAAGAUUGCUGCUCUCAAGAAAACAACUGUGGGGGCAAAGGCUCUGAAAGACUUGACAGAGGAGGAAAUUGAAGCCAUGGAUGCAGAUGAUAUCCUGGCCAGACAAGUUGAACAGCUGGAUAAAGAGAAGAGAGAGUUGCAGACGAGGCUUAAAACUCAGGAGAAGAAGAUGGAUUACCUCGCACGAGCGAUGCGAAUGGAGGAGAUUCCUUUACUGAAGCAACAGUACGAGGAACACCUCGUGCAGGACCAAAAGUUCUGGGAAGAACAGGAAGAAGACAGGAUCAGUGUUGCAGUGUCGGAGCAUAAGAAGCUAGUAGAAACCAGUGGAAGGCUGCAGCGAAUGGUACCAGACAAGGAGAAUUUCGUUGACAGCCUACUUAAAGCUCGUCAGGCGUCUCACGAGGAAAAAAUGAAAGAAUUUCAAGCUCGUUUGGACGAGGCUCGUAAGAAACGUUUGGAGGAGCGACGGAAAGAGCGCAUUUUGGAGAGGAAAAAGCAGCGACGACAUGAAAGGGAAGAGAAAGAACGAAAGGAACAGGAAGAAAAAGAAAAGAGAGAACGCGAAGAAGCCGAAGAGAAAGCCAGGAUAGAAAAGGAAGAGAAAGAACGUGAGUACCGCGAGAGGGUCGCAAAGCUGGACGAGAUGGAGCGCAAGCGGCGAGAGAGGGAGAAGGAAAUUGAGGAAAAGAACCAGCGAGGGAGCAGGCCUGACAGUGAACCGGAUGGUCCACCAAGGGGAUUGGAACGGGACAGAGACAGGGACCGAUAUGGACCUCCUCGCCGGGAAGAGAAAGACGAAGGUGGAUCAUGGAGGCGCGAUGAACGGGAGAGGCCACCACCUGAUGUUGAGAGGCGCCGUGAGGAACGAGAACUGCUACCCUCAAGCCGUGACCAGGAGGAGCGCGAACAGGACCGUGAAUCCACAGGUGGAUGGCGUCGUGAUGGCCGUGAUGAUCGUUUCCGCGACGACCGUUCCCGUGACGAUCGUUAUCGCGAUGAUCGCAUGCGCGACGACCGUUUCCGUGAUGGGGGUUCAGGUGGAGGCUGGAGACGAGAUGAUCGUGACAGGGAAGGGCCUCGUGAUGAGGGGUCAACUUGGAGGAGGUCUGGGGAAAGAGAUGGUCCGAGAAGAGAUAUGGACCGCCCUAGAAUGGACGAUCGUGGUCCUUGGAGGAGAGAUGACCGUGAUCGUCCAUCCUCAGGUAGCGGGUGGCGAGACCGUGAUGACCGUGACCGUCCACCACCCAGUUCCUAUCGUGACGAUCGCGGCCGAGAUGAUCGUGGGCGUGACGACCGUGGACGGGACGACCGUGGACGGGACGACCGUGGGCGGGACGACCGUGGACGGGACGACCGUGGACGGGACGAUCGAUGGCGUGAUGAACGCGGUCGUGAUGAUCGUGGACGCGAUGAUCGUGGGAGGGACGAUCGUGGUCGUGAUGAUCGUGGACGCGAUGAUCGUUGGCGUGGGCGUGAUCGAGAAGAGCGUGACCGUCCGUCGGGGGAUUCUUGGCGCGGUGAUCGUGGAGAUGGGGGUCGAGAUGAUCGUUUCCGAGGAGACCGUGAAGGAGAUCGCUACAGAGGAGAUCGUGAUGAACGUGAUCGUUCUGGUUGGAGGAACGAACGCCCAGAUGAUCGUGAUCGUGAUCGUGAUGCGUGGAGAAGGGGGGGAGGGGACGAUCCAGGACGUGAUCAGUGGAGACGAGACCCACCACCUGCACGUUCUGAAGGUAAAUCCUGGUCUGCCUCCCGUCGCGGUCGAGAAAGACCCCCUGCGGAGCAAUCUGAUGGUGACGGUUGGACCACAGUACAGUACAAGUGAUCAACUCAUACUAAUACACUACCCUGGCAAGGAGUUAAUAAAGCCACUCAAUGCUUCCUUGGUUUGGCGCUUAACCGGAUGUGUUCAUAGCUGACCCAUUAUGUCAGUCAUAUUUGGAGUGUGAACGUUUACAAAAAUGAUUGCGAUUGUUACGUCUAUUUCGCUGGUUUUCAGUCAUAACUUUGGUCUUCCCGUUGUUGUGGGACUGCGUUUAGUUUGUCUUAUUCGGUGCUGGCCUUGUCUUUCGAUGAAAACCUAUACUUAAGCUUCAAGGAAUUCGGUGAGAGCAGAGAAAAUUGUAU